Messenger RNA from Manihot esculenta (cassava), 5127 nucleotides. RefSeq names its product putative pentatricopeptide repeat-containing protein At5g08310, mitochondrial. The transcript has 2 exons. The record is from RefSeq and is a predicted model, not a curated record. NCBI's taxonomy places the organism in Eukaryota, Viridiplantae, Streptophyta, Magnoliopsida, Malpighiales, Euphorbiaceae. Gene Ontology annotation, molecular function: protein binding. Bases 54 to 2528 code for a protein of 824 amino acids.
AAUAUAAGAGUGCUUCGGAGUUGGAAUUAUCCCCUGCAACAAAUAAGCUUAUCAUGGCAUUUUCAAGAAUAACAAAACAUCCCCAGCAACUCUGCAAAACGAUUUCGCCCAUCAAUCCAAAUUCUGUCUCCAUCAGAAAUCUCUCCACCGAUCCCGAGGACUUCACCGGAACUAUCAAUUACUUCAUAUCUAUCUUCACCAAGCAGCCAUUUUGCCCAGACAGCCCUGAGUUGAAGAGUCUUGCUCCAAUGCUAAAUCCCAGAGUCGUUGAAUAUGUCUUGAAUUCUUUCAAAAGCUGGAGAAUUGCUUACUCUUUCUUCAACUGGGCCUCAAACCAAUAUGGAUAUAAGCAUAAUAUCUAUACGUAUAAUGCAAUGGCCUCAAUCCUAUCACAUGCUCGAGAAAAUGCCCCGCUGAGAGCUCUGUCUUCUGCUAUACUGAAUUCUCGUUGUUCAAUGACUCCUGGUGCUCUAGGUUUCUUUAUUAGAUGUUUGGGUAGUGUUGGCUUGGCUGAUGAAGCUAAUGUGUUGUUUGAUCAAGUAAAAAUGAUGGGUCUUUGUAUGCCGAAUAGUUAUAGCUAUAAUUGUUUAUUAGAGGCUAUCUCUAGAUCUAAGUGUAGGUCUACUUCUGUUAUUUUGGUUGAGACGAGACUCCAAGAAAUGCGUAAUCAAGGUUGGGAGUUUGAUAAGUACACAUUGACGCCAGUGUUGCAGGUGUAUUGUAAUGCGGGGAAGUUUAAUGAAGCUUUGGGUGUUUUUAAUAAAAUUUGUGAUCGUGGUUGGGUGGAUGAGCACAUAUUAUCUAUUUUGGUGCUUUGUUUUAGCAAGUGUAGUGAGGUGGACAAGGCGUUUGAACUAAUAGAAAAAAUGGAAGAUCAAAAUGUUAGAUUAAAUGAGAAAACGUUUUGCAUUUUGAUUCAUGGAUUUGUAAAACUAUCUAGAGUGGAUAAAGCCCUGCAAUUGUUUGAUAAGAUGCAGAAGUAUGGUUUCACUCCUGAUCUAGCACUUUUUGAUGUGUUAAUUGGAGGGCUCUGCAAAAGUAAUGAGCUUGAGAAAGCUUUGUCUUUGUAUGCACAAAUGAAAUUGUUCAAAAUCCUACCUGAUGUUGGAAUAUUCACCAAGCUCAUAUCUUCUUUUUCUGAAGAAGGAGAAUUAACCUACGUACUUGACAAAAUCCAUGAGGAUAUGGAUUUAGAAGGUCUGACUAUGCUUUGCAAUUCUUGUUUGAAUUCUCUUGUUAACAGUGGCUUGAUAGAUAAAGCUCAUUGUCUUCUUCAGGGUAUGAUGGGAAAGGCAUAUGGUGAUAAUGUCGAGUUACAUAAGCUUUUCCAAGAUAAAAAGGUAUUUGCUCCUAAUACAGCUAGUUUUGCUAUUGUCAUUAAGGCUUUGGUCCCAGCCGGCAAGUUGGACUUGGCCCUUUCCCUCUUUCAAGAUAUGGCUCAAAUUGGUUGCAGCCGUAAUUUAGUGAUUUAUAAUAACUUGAUUGAUGGACUAUGCAAGUCUGAUAGAUUGGAGGAAAGUUAUGAGAUUCUGAGAGAAAUGAAGGAGUCAGGAAUUGAACCAACACAAUUUACUCACAAUGCUAUGUUUGGGUGCCUUUGCAGGAGAGGGGAUGCUUCUGGAGCCCUUGAUCUGGUAAAAAAGAUGCGUAUUCAUGGCCAUGAGCCUUGGAUCAAACAUUAUACCUUUCUAGUAAGAAAAAUGUGCAAAAAUGGGAAGGCAACACAAGCCUGCAAAUUUCUUGCUGAUAUGGUUCAAGAAGGCUUCCUACCUGAUAUAAUUGCCUAUUCUGCAUCACUAAGUGGUUUGAUUGAAAUUCAAGAAGUUGAUCAAGCGCUGAAGCUAUUCCGUGACAUUUGUGCUCGUGGGCAUUGCCCUGAUGUAGUUGCAUACAACAUACUAAUAAGUGGGCUCUUUAAGACCCAAAGAAUUACAGAAGCUCAUACUAUAUUUGAAGAGAUGGUGAUGAAGGGCCUUGUCCCCUCUGUUGUCACAUAUAACUUGCUUAUUGAUGGGUGGUGCAAAAGUGGUUGCAUUGAUGAGGCCCUGCAUUGUCUUUCCCGUAUGUCUGCCAAUGAAAGGGAACCUAAUGUCAUUACAUACACUACUUUAAUAGGUGGGCUGUGUAAUGCUGGAAGACCUGAUGAUGCUGUAAUGCUAUGGACUGAAAUGAGGAGAAGAGGUUGCACCCCUAAUAGAGUUGCUUUCAUGGCAUUUAUUCAUGGUCUUUGCCAGUGUGGUAGGCCAAAUGCUGCUCUGGUUCAUUUACGUGAAAUGGAAGACAACGAAAUGGAACCUGACUCUUUUAUCUAUGUAGCCUUAGUAAGUGCUUUUCUUGCCGAUGUAAAGCUCCCUCUGGCUUUUGAAGUAUUAAAAGAGAUGGUUGACAAGGGAAAAUUUCCGGAUCUGCUUGAUAAGAACUAUAUAAUUGUAAGAGAUGCAAUACUUAAGUUGUCUAAAGAUGCCAGGACUUCCUCUAGUGUUAGAAGUCUUAUAUCCAAUGGCAGCAUUCCAAGUAUAACUCUCUGAGAUUUUGUAGCUGAAGGUGGAGGUACAGGAGAUCAGUAAAAGAGUUUUAUGCUCAAAGAAAUUGUAUAACUGCAUGCUAAAGAUUGGCUGCUCAGAAGAUAUCUUGUGUGGUUCAUAUGAUUUCACUAAUUCUUUCCUUGUCAUUGAGAUCUGUCACCAGAUUUCUUCUCAGGGGCUGCUCUGUUGGAGUUCAUAGCAAAGCCAGGUAUGCAUUUGCAUCCCCAAUGUCAGUUUUGGUUGCAAUUUCUUCACAAGGCCAAUUUAAAAUUUGUGUCUUCCUGGUUAAAUUAGAUUGCUUUUUCCUAUUUAAAAUUGUCUUGUUUGAACCUGAUAAACACACUUGCAUCUUGUGGAGAAUUUUACUUUUAGCAUUUGUCAUACACCUUGCAAUUAUGAGUAAAAAAACAUAAUAAAAAAAAUAAAGCUCUGCAAGAAUCCCUUGUUUGAUCAAUAAACAUUUGGCAGAGAUUGUGAAACAAUUCAACAUCAAACAUAGAGAAUCUAGGCUGUUUUACAAGCCUUGCACACAACUCUAAUCCCAAUUACUCUGAUCUGACAGAAUACUCAAUGUGCAACUAAGGACUAACCCCAUAUUGAAUGUGAACCUAUCCCAAUUUUGAUUGUUUUCUUUUCAUUUCUCAGUAAAAUAGAAUUUAUCUCUGCAACCAGAGUAUUACUGUUGUAAACUUUACAAGAAUCAGAGAAGUAACAGCAAGAUCUAAGGUUGCUCGCUAAGAAAUUGAGUCUCGUUUUCUUCAGAAAAUGAUGGAAUUGCUGCACACUGAAAAGGAGAUAUUCUUUUUGAGCUUUCUCCUUGAUGAACUAGCUAAGGGUGUUUGUUUGUAAGUACCAUGGCAAAAAACUGAAAAAAAAAAAAGAGACUUUUUUUUUAUAUAGUUGUAGAGUUUUUAUAUAAUUGUCAUGUUGGGGAUAGACAUAAUCUUGGAAGUUCAGGACCACACAUGAUUCUUUUCCUUUGGAAGUUCAGGGAGAAACCAUCAGCUUGGAAGAAGAGAUUGCCAAUAUCAACUUCAAAGUAGGUAUCAGGUUCUCCUUGAUAUUCUUCCCAAGGAUGUUUAAUUCUACACGAUAAAAGGACUCAGAGGCCAUUCCCUAUAGCACUAGGAAGGGGUACCCUAUGCCACCUCAGGAAUAGCCAUCAAAGGACACCUGAGAAGCGCUAAAAUCAGUAGAUCCGUAUACAAUAUUAAACAUGAUUCAUAAGCCUGGAGUGAUGUGAUUUCACCCUUUCCAAGCAGCUAGACAUCUUAAUAGGUAUCCAGGGAUGUAUCCUCAUGUUUCCUGGGAAGUAAGUUCUUAGGAUAGAUAAAGGUAACAUGGCACCAAGGUUGGGUUGAAGAAGGAAAUAUGGCACCGAGAUUAUCCUCAAAAGCAGGAGCUUCACUGACAGAUUUAAAUCUGUCCGAAAUUAUUUAAUGUUCCAACGUGCUUUUCAACAGGUUCGAGGUGGGGUGAUUUGAAGUGAACAGAGACAUGUUUGCAACAAAUUACCAAUGGUGUUGGUGAUAGAUCUUAGGUUGUCAGUAAAUCCAUUGGAAAUUUCAAUUUCAAAAAAUAAAUCUCUGAAUUUUAUUCAAUUGCCCAGUGGAUUUUGCUUCCCAUCAGCAGCCUUCCUCUCCCAACAUUCUCUCCCUCCCAGCCUUGCUCGUUUGUUAUAACAAAUCCUCUGUUCGUGUCUCCGUCCCCAUUUCCAUUUUCCUUCUUUCCCCCUUUUCCUUAGUUUUGGGUUUUCUGUGAUUUGAUGUGCUUGUUGAAUGUCAAACCAACUUUUGGAUGUGUACCUCAUGCUGGUUAAGAGGCUGAACGCUCAUUUUUCUGAUUAUUAUAUAUAUAUAUGUUACAGGAUAUUCACACGUUCACGAAUAUUAAUUUCUCAUUUCAUGUAAUUCAGUGUUCUUCCUACAAGCUGGAUGGUUGUAGUAUUAGCAGGCACCAUAGAGGAUGCAAUUAUCAUAUAAAAGACUAUUAAUUGGCAGCCCACUAUGGUCUCAAUUCAAAAAAGAGCUUAUAGGUUAUGUAAGUUAUGAGCCUAUAACAAAAAUCAGAUGUUAAACAGUUUGAUACUAUAGUUAGUUGGUCUAUAUUUUCAGUAAUUGCAGCUAUAAUUGCCAAUUUCCAUUGAAUGAGUCAUCCAACACAUGGCCCGUGAGAACUUAUGAGUUGCUUAUUUUGGAAAAUUAUGAAGAACAUUCUGCAUUUUCAUUUUGCAUCCUUUUUUUUUUAAAAUCUUUUUUUUUAAAACUAAGCUAUAUUUGUAGUAUGAAAUUAGUGCUGUGAUCGAGUAUGAAGUGAUCAAGGGUAGUAAUUAAGCGAUUAGUGCUAAUUGAAACAAUUGCUUGACAUGAAUCAUUGUGACUGAUAACACAUUUUUCUUCACUUUCCCCAUUUUCUUUUUCACCUAUCAGCCAAAAACAUAUUUUCCACUGCUAAGGUCUUCUAGUCCAAUUUCAACCAUCAGAAUGGCAAGCUAUGGAGAGGUUAGUUACCUAUUUCUCAUCCUUGUUCAGUAUAUGCUUAAUUAAGGUACACUAAUUUUAAGGGUCAACCAUGAUAUGUUUUCUAAACUCUUUUUACUUGC